This is a messenger RNA of Rhinichthys klamathensis goyatoka, 2354 nucleotides long. RefSeq names its product mitogen-activated protein kinase 14a (gene mapk14a). Gene Ontology annotation, molecular function: MAP kinase activity; ATP binding. Gene Ontology annotation, cellular component: nucleus; cytoplasm. The transcript has 12 exons. NCBI's taxonomy places the organism in Eukaryota, Metazoa, Chordata, Actinopteri, Cypriniformes, Leuciscidae. Gene Ontology annotation, biological process: protein phosphorylation; intracellular signal transduction. The record is from RefSeq and is a predicted model, not a curated record. The coding region runs from base 288 to 1373 and encodes 361 amino acids.
GCAGGGAGAGAGACGCAGACGGGAUAGUGCUCGAAAAACCACCGUGACCCCGGAACCGAGCAACUUCCGAACAGUCACAUUCCAAGAGCAUUUGGAGUCGCUGGAAUGAAAUAAACACAACGGGGCGGUUCGUUCCAGAGUAUCCGCGUGCACGGUCGACUUUAUCGGUUGGUUAGGCUACUUUCCAUUUUUGAUUGUUGCAGGAAAACUCAACUACCUCGAAUCGCAGGCAAGCAAGCCAGGGAAAGCAGAAGUCUCAAGUCGUCUCGGGUGCUCGUUCUGCAGGCAUGUCGCAGAAAGAAAGACCCACUUUCUAUCGACAGGAGGUCAACAAGACGAUAUGGGAAGUCCCUUUGCGAUAUCAGAACUUGUCUCCCGUCGGCUCUGGUGCAUACGGAACUGUUUGCUCUGCAUUUGAUGAAAAGUCAGGAUUGAAGGUCGCCGUGAAGAAACUGUCAAGGCCAUUUCAGUCCAUCAUCCAUGCCAAGCGGACUUACAGGGAAUUGCGGCUACUCAAGCAUAUGAAACAUGAGAAUGUGAUCGGCCUGCUGGAUGUUUUCACACCUGCCACCUCCCUGGAGGAGUUUAAUGAUGUGUACCUGGUGACUCAUCUUAUGGGCGCUGACCUAAAUAAUAUUGUGAAGUGUCAGAAGCUGACCGAUGAUCAUGUUCAGUUCCUUAUUUACCAGAUCCUGCGAGGGCUUAAGUACAUCCAUUCGGCCGACAUAAUUCACAGGGACUUGAAACCCAGUAAUCUGGCAGUAAAUGAAGACUGUGAACUUAAGAUCCUUGACUUUGGGCUGGCUAGACACACAGAUGAUGAGAUGACAGGGUAUGUGGCCACAAGGUGGUACCGCGCCCCAGAGAUCAUGCUCAACUGGAUGCACUACAACAUGACAGUGGACAUUUGGUCAGUGGGCUGCAUCAUGGCUGAGCUGUUGACGGGCAGGACUCUGUUCCCUGGCACAGACCACAUCGAUCAGUUGAAGCUUAUUAUGCUUCUGGUUGGAACUCCAGGACCUGAGCUGUUAAUGAAAAUAUCAUCGGAGUCUGCUCGUACUUAUAUCAACUCACUUCCUCAGUUGCCCAAGAGGAAUUUUGCUGAUGUGUUUAUUGGGGCUAAUCCACUAGCUGUGGACCUUCUGGAGAAGAUGCUAGUUUUAGACACAGAUAAGCGCAUCACAGCAGCGGAGGCUCUGGCGCAUACGUACUUUGCCCAGUACCAUGACCCAGAUGAUGAACCUGAGGCAGAGCCUUUCGACCAGAGUUUUGAGAGCCAAGAGCUUGAUAUUGAAGAGUGGAAACGUCAAACAUAUGAGGUGGUGAUCAGUUUUGAGCCUCCAGUCUUUGAUGGAGAUGAAAUGGAAUCUUGACAGUUUCUUCUGGAUGGAAAUCAAACCAACUGUACUACUUAUACAGUAAUGCUCUAAUUUUGCAGUAUUGUGAUCAGCCAGUCAGUAGGAUAUUUGACUUUUCUUUUGCUUUCUUAAAAAAAAAAAAAAAAAGUUGUCUACUUGGCCAAACAGAAGGAAUAGAUGCCAUAGAAAAUCAGUGAUUCUCUCCAAAAGAAUAGUCUGAUAAUAAGAAUAUCAUACACUUAUUUUUUAACAGUUUGCUCUGGUCAGUUUUAUGAUGUUCAUGUAUGACAUUCAUGCAAGACCAUUAAAAUGUAAUAUCUCCCUGAAAUUUCUUAGUAUUUAGUUGUGCUGUUAUGUUCUUUCUAUGUAUAAUGUAUCACAUUUGCAGUAUAUUAAGUUUUUAAAAUGUUCAAGAGAAAACCCUGGUUGAAAAUGUAAAACAUUGUUCAUUUAGUUUGUGUUAAUAUGUAUUGUUUCCCAAUCAAAUAAUGAGCAUUGUAUUUAAUGAUUACAGUACGAUCUUUAUUAAUCAGUUUGAAAAAGAUGAGAUUUGUUGGAGCCUCUUUGGGUAUAGCUUGGAAGAAAAUGUAAAUUGUGGCAUUGGGUAUUAGUAAUAUGUUCAGGCUAUUUGUAAAUAUACCUUUCAUUAAGCUUUUGGAUUCUGUAGCUGUUUUAUUUCUAUUCUGAUAUUUUUCACAUACUUAUGUGUAUGUUUCCUUGGGAGUGAAAGUGUGUGUGUGUGUGUGUGUCCACCUGAUGUUGCUACUGUGAAUUGUAUGCGAUCUGAAAAUAUGAUUUUUUCUCCAGUAGCUGUUUUUAAAAUGCUGUUAACUGAAUGUUCAAAUAUGAAAGUAGAGUAAGUAUUUAUACUGUUGAGGUGGUAUUUAUGAACCUGAUAGGCUGCAAUUGUCUUCUUUAUUACCUGACAUAAAAAAAAACCCAUUGAAUCAAACACACCAUUGUUUACUUAAAAUAAAGGCCGAUAUUUUUCAGAAA